Molecule: messenger RNA, 528 nt
Organism: Dentiscutata erythropus
Lineage: Eukaryota; Fungi; Glomeromycota; Glomeromycetes; Diversisporales; Gigasporaceae
Source: the annotation of a GenBank genome assembly
AUGAGCUAUGCUGCACGAGGCAUUUUUCUUACAAAAUUCACAGAGGAUGUUAAUGCUCGAUCUAUCUAUGUUAGCAAAGUUAAUCGAAAAAUCACUGCCAAAGUUUUGCGUAUUCAUUUUCAACGAUGUGGGGAUAUUAGAGGAAUCAAAAUUGUUUGUAAAAUUUUCGACAAUAAUGUCGAUAAUGACAUAGGGCAUGCUUUUAUUGAAUUCUUUGAUGAAUCAAGUGUAGAAGACGCAUUGGAUUUAGAUGGAAGAAGAAGAAUGGGAAAUAGUUUUAUGCUACAUGAUGAAAUUACCAGAGAAGAAUUAAAAAAUCAUUUUCAAAUUUAUGGAAAUGUACUUGAAACCAAGAUAAACGAUUGCUCAAUCGGAAAAUAUGCAUUCUUAUUGUUUGCUACGAAAGAAAUAGCAGAACAUGCGCUACAGGCAGACAAUACACAGCUUGGUGGAAGAAAUAUACGUGUCAGAAGAUUUCCGAGUGAUAAUUCAAUAUUGAUUGCCGGUGUAUAUAUUUUCACUUAUUAG